AUGUAACAAUAUUAAGUUGGAAGAAGGAAUCCCUCAUGUAAAUUUAAUCCUUACAAAAUUAGAACCACCAUAGUAAUCUUUAAAAUGCAAUCAAUAUCAAUCAAGAUCACCUUUUUCAAGCAUUGAAAAUACCUAAAAUACAUAAAUGCCACCUAAUAAGUUUCAUCACAAAGCAAGCACUGACAUUGAUACUAUCAAUAAAACCACUUCCAUUGCAACCAAUCCAUAUUACAAUUAAUAUCUGAAAAGAGCAUCUAAUUCGAGUCAUCAAGAAAAACCUCCUGUAAAUUAUUUACUUAUUCUAUAGUCAUUAUAAUACAGUAAUUCUAAAUCCAAUUUAAAUCCUAACUAAUCACAUGAUUACUCAAUCUAAUUUAAAGUUGGAGGUAAAAAUGAUAAAAAAAACGAUUCAAUUAAUGAGACACAAUUAUCUUAAUUCGUUAAUCCCACCAAACAAUUCGUAUGCAUGAGUCCUGCUUAAAAUCGGGAUAACUCCAUCAUUUUUCAAUCUCCAAAGCAAAUCCAAUAGCCAACUGUUGUUCAAUCCCCUCAACCUUAUAAUCUGAUAAAUACUCCCAUUUACUAUAAUAAUAAUAAAGGAUCAUAAUCAUAAUUGAAGCCAAUCAAUUACAACAAUCCAAAUUUAAUUAAUGAGUUAAAAUAAUUACAAGAUUCUAAUAAUCUAUUGUAAUAGACUAUUUAAUAAAGGGAAAGUGAAGUACAAAGAGGGCAAUCAUCAUAAUUUAUUUAAGAAUUAGAAUAAAAAAUUAAUUUAUUGUAAUAGCUAAACGACAAAUUGUAAUUAGAAAAUUAAUCUCUAAUUGAAUAAACUGAUGUUUCAAGAAUGAAGGAUAAUUUAGAAAAAAUUUAGUAAAAUCGUAAACAAACAUCGCAAUAACUUUAGAAUAUCAAAUCAGAAUAAUAGUAAUACCAAUUUAAAUGUGAUGAAUUACAANAUUAUUUGGUAUAUUUGAUUUAUUAAAUCUUACCCUUAGGUACAUUUAUUUUAAUAAUAUUUUGUCUUUUUCCAUCUAUUAUAUUUUUAUCUUCUGAACUACUUAACUUGUGA
This is a messenger RNA of Paramecium octaurelia, 1069 nucleotides long. Lineage: Eukaryota; Ciliophora; Oligohymenophorea; Peniculida; Parameciidae. The record is from the annotation of a GenBank genome assembly.